GGAGGAGAAAGAAGAGGAUCACAGAGCAGUACCGUAAGCCGGUGUGUAUGGGGGUGGCUCUUCUGAGUGGGUCACGGACGAGAAUGAGGCGUCUGAAAGGUCUUGACCUAUGUGAAGACGACUAAAAGUUUUUUAAGGGUCAAGCGACCGAAUGGUGAAUACAAUGGAGUGUACUGAGCUGGACAAUGGCGCGGUGAUCACCUACCAGAUAAUCCUGCCCAUGCUGGUGGCGGUAGGCUUGGUUGGCAGCGCCAUCAGCAUCAUAGUGCUCAGCAAACCCAGCCUCAAGAACGUCAUGGGUAACAAGUACUUCCUGGCACUAUCGUUGUGUGACCUGUCCCUCAUCUUCUCAUACAUCAUCAUCGCCGCCACGGCCAAUGGUUGUGUCCUCAAGAGCUACGCAUCAGCCUGGUACUUCGCGCACUUUGGUUGGAGCGUCACAUGCACAGUCCACGCGCUGGGAACCUACAUCGUCAUCUUCAUGUCACUGGACCGGUUCGUGGGCGUGUGGUUCCCGAUGUGGUUCGUGGCGAUAACUCAGCAGCCUUUCAACAUCAACAAGAAGCUGUUGUUUGCUACCGUGCUGUGCUUCGGCCUGCACGUGCCCUACAUGGUGGACGCCGAGGUGCUGUGCGUGGAACCGUCCGUCAACAAAACCAGGGCCUGCGUCGUUCAUGCGAAGGACAUCUGCACCAGCGACCUCUACAACUCCAACGACGGCUUCCAAAAGAGUUUCAAGGAGCCAUGGCACGAAGUGUACCGCUGCAUCUAUAGCCUGCUGGUGCGCUGGCUGCCCUGCGCCCUGCUGAUCGUCCUCAACUUCGGACUGAUGCUGGCGGUGGUCACCGGGAGGGUGAAGCUACCCCGGGCUCAGGGUGAGGUAGAGGCCAAGGCGUCAAAGGUCGAGGCGGGAAAGCAGCGACAACUCAAGAAGAACAAACAGGAGAAGGUGUUAGUGGCAACAGCCAUAGCCAUGACGGCCUCGUAUGUGGUGAUGACGAUGCCCAUCACAAUCUUCCUGACAGGCUACGCUAAGCCCAACGCUACACGCUGCACGGAAUCUAGCCCCGAGGAGAAUCUGAGGCACGUGGGGAACAUCACCCAGAUGCUGGAGCACGUGCUGCACGGCGUAUACCUCCUCCUCAUCAACCCGUCCUUCCGAAAGGAGCUGCUCUGCCUACUACGGUGCAGGAAGUCAACCAGCGAAAUUUUCAAGCAGUGA
Eriocheir sinensis (Chinese mitten crab) is the source of this 1222-nucleotide messenger RNA. RefSeq lists its product as uncharacterized. The record is from RefSeq and is a predicted model, not a curated record. The transcript has 3 exons. Gene Ontology annotation, molecular function: G protein-coupled peptide receptor activity. The coding region runs from base 152 to 1222 and encodes 356 amino acids. Gene Ontology annotation, cellular component: membrane. Gene Ontology annotation, biological process: G protein-coupled receptor signaling pathway. Lineage: Eukaryota; Metazoa; Arthropoda; Malacostraca; Decapoda; Varunidae.